Molecule: messenger RNA, 1517 nt
Organism: Bombyx mandarina (wild silkworm)
Lineage: Eukaryota; Metazoa; Arthropoda; Insecta; Lepidoptera; Bombycidae
Gene: NGR-A13
Product: neuropeptide receptor A13
Biological process (GO): G protein-coupled receptor signaling pathway
Cellular component (GO): plasma membrane
Molecular function (GO): G protein-coupled peptide receptor activity
Source: RefSeq, a predicted model, not a curated record
CAUCGACAGAGUAAUACGUGCCCGCCCUCGCGACAGGCUUUUCCGAUUUCCUAAACUCGUGUUCAGUUAAAAUCUACCCCCACUUCAUGCUUCAUCUAUGAAAUGUGGACAAUGGAAUUUGCUUCGUUUUACUUUCGAUCAAUCGAAAGUGGAAGAAUACAACUCUGAUUGAGCGAAGAGAGAUAAAUUCGAAGAGAGCCGAUGACUUGCUGUGGUGGGGCUACAUUAGUUGAAGAGUAUGGCGAACGACACCGACGCAUAUUGCGUGCCCGGCGCCACAAAUUUCAACAAGGCGUACAGCAGACUUCACGGCUAUAUCGCACUAGUGAUAUGCAUCGUCGGGUCCGCAACGAACUCCAUAAACAUUGCUGUUUUGAGUCGUCGGGAAAUGUCAAGCUCCACGAAUUCCAUAUUGACUGGACUGGCCGUUGCAGACCUUCUCGUCAUGCUUGAAUACAUCCCUUACGCUCUUCAUAUGAAUAUCAAAAUAGGACCUCAAGUGAACAAGAAUACGUAUGCAUGGACAGUCUUUGUUUACUUCCACUCAAUAUUUAGUCAAACGUUCCACACUAUUUCAAUUUGGCUGGCUGUGACUUUGGCGGUUUGGCGCUAUGUUGCCAUUGCGUUUCCACAACGAAAUAGAACGUGGUGCAACAGGAAAAAUACAAUAACCGCUAUAGUGAGCGCGUACGUGAUCUGUCCUUUUUUGUGUUUACCUAUUUAUUUCGCUAUGACCAUCGUGCCUAGUGAAGUGACAUCGAAGAACAAUUCCGAAUUUGCAGAGGACUUAGCUUUACCCCAAAAUCGGACCGUUUAUCUAUUAGAAAUGUCCAAAAACGUUGAAUUAGUCACAGCGAUCAUGUGGAUUUACAGUGUAAUAUUAAAACUAGUUCCGAGUAUAGCGUUGUCGAUACUGAGUACGUGUUUGAUAUCUAAGUUGACAACGACUGAGAGAAGGAGGCAAAAUCUUCUCAAGCGAUCAACAGUUGGGCCAAAUGAGCCAGAAAAGCAGUGUCUUGCAGAUGACUCAAAUACACGUCGAUCCAGCCGAACAGACCGCACCACACGGAUGCUACUGGCCGUGCUAGGCCUCUUCCUCUCUACAGAAGUGCCUCAAGGUCUACUUGGACUAGCAAGCGCAGUAGCUCCGGACUUUUUCAAAAACUGCUACAGUAUGUUCGGCGACCUCAUGGAUAUGUUGGCGCUCUUCACGUCCUCCGUGAACUUCGUGCUGUACUGCAGCAUGAGCCGUCAGUUCAGGUGCACGUUCGCUCGCCUGGCCAGACGAAUGUUGUACGCCGCCGAAGAACCAGCCAAAUUUGCUGCGAAAUUGGAGCCUACCACUCAAAAAGGAAAGCUUGAAAAAUACUUUGAAGUGUGCCGGAGCAUGCGUUCUUACAAAUCCUGACCAAUAGGUCACUGGGCCGCUUUAGCGACAAAUUCCCGCCCUCAUUAGGGUGGUUGAGGAGAGUAUCAUGUAAGUGUUCAAAAGGUAGCUUCGCUCUCUAAGCUCGUAG